Molecule: messenger RNA, 3201 nt
Organism: Tarenaya hassleriana
Lineage: Eukaryota; Viridiplantae; Streptophyta; Magnoliopsida; Brassicales; Cleomaceae
Product: dynamin-2B-like
Exons: 22
Coding region: 210-2972 (920 amino acids)
Cellular component (GO): membrane; cytoplasm; microtubule
Molecular function (GO): microtubule binding; GTP binding; GTPase activity
Source: RefSeq, a predicted model, not a curated record
ACCACUUCACCACUUCAAGCGAAAUUUGAAUUUCCGGCUUCUCGCAGGGACAGGCCCGUCCAUAUAAAGUAAUAAACAACCGAUGCACCAGCUCUUUCGCCACCGGAUCACAUCCAAAUCUAGGGUUUUUCCCUCUCUUUCUAGAUCUGUUUCUCCCAAUUCCAUGAUCGGAUUCCUCGGACAAAUCUGAAUCAUCCAAUUUAUUGGCAAUGGAGGCGAUCGACGAAUUGUUUCAGCUGUCGGACUCGAUGCGUCAAGCGGCUGCUCUCCUCGCUGAUGAAGAUCCGGAUGAGUCCACCGCUUCAAGACGACCUUCCACUUUCCUCAACAUAGUCGCUCUCGGCAAUGUUGGAGCUGGGAAGUCCGCUUUACUGAACAGUCUCAUUGGUCACCCUGUUUUGCCAACUGGUGAAAAUGGUGCCACACGAGCCCCAAUAGUUGUUGAUCUAAAUAAAGAAGGCUCUUUAAGCAGCAAAGCAAUAAUCUUGCAGAUCGAUAACAAAUCUCAGCAAGUCUCUGCUAGUGCAUUACGACACUCCCUACAAGAUAGGCUGAGCAAAGGAUCUUCAGGAAAGAGUCGCGAUGAAAUAUUCCUGAAACUCCGGACAAGUACAGCACCACCUUUAAAAUUGGUUGACUUACCUGGAUUGGAUCAACGAAAUAUGGAUGAUUCAUUGGUUGGUGAAUAUGCGCAACAUAAUGAUGCUAUUCUGCUGGUUAUAGUUCCCGCCACUCAAGCUUCAGAAAUUUCAUCAUCUCGAGCACUGAGAUCUGCUAAAGAGUUUGAUCCAGAAAGUACUAGAACCAUUGGUAUUAUCAGUAAAAUCGAUCAAGCAGCAGAAAACCCUAAAGCUGUGGCUGCGGUUCAGGCUCUGCUGUUGAACCAAGGUCCACCGAAAACUUCUGAUAUAGCCUGGGUUGCUCUAAUUGGUCAGUCUGUCUCCAUAGCUUCAGCCCAGUCUGGCAGUGAGAACUCUUUGGAAGCAGCUUGGCAUGCAGAAAGUGAAAGCCUCAAAUCUAUUUUGAAUGGAGGUCCUCAAAACAAGUUUGGCAGGCUUGCCUUGGUAGAUGCCCUCGCUAGUCAAAUCCGGAACCGUAUGAAACUCAGACUUCCAAACCUCCUAUCUGGGCUUCAAGGGAAGUCUCAGACCGUUCAGGAUGAACUGCUGAAGCUAGGUGAACAAAUGAUUAGUAGCGUUGAGGGGACAAGAGCGGUAGCUUUGGAGUUAUGUCGUGAGUUCGAAGAUAAGUUCCUCCUCCACUUAACUGGUGGUGAGGGUAGUGGUUGGAAAGUUGUGGCUAGUUUUGAGGGAAAUUUCCCAAAUAGGAUCAAACAGCUUCCAUUGGAUAGACAUUUUGACUUGAAUAAUGUCAAAAGGAUUGUCUUGGAGGCAGAUGGUUAUCAACCUUAUCUUAUUUCUCCAGAGAAAGGAUUGAGGUCUUUGAUAAAAGGUGUCCUUGAGCUGGCAAAGGAUCCUGCACGUUUAUGUGUAGACGAUGUGCACCGUGUACUUGUGGACAUUGUCUCUGCUGCAGCAGAUGCUACUCCUGGUCUUGGAAGAUAUCCUGUUUUUAAAAGAGAGGUGGUAGCCAUUGCAAGUGGUGCAUUGGAUGGAUUUAGGACUGAAGCCAAAAAGAUGGUAAUUGCCUUAGUUGAUAUGGAGCGUGUUUUUGUUCCACCGCAACAUUUCAUCCGUCUGGUUCAAAGAAGAAUGGAAAGGCAGCGUCGUGAAGAUGAAGUUAAGAACAGAUCCUCUAGGAAGGCAGUCGAAGCUGAGAAUUCCAUUUGGACUAGGGCUACUAGUCCGCUGUCAGAUGGACAAUCUGGUGGUAGCUUGAAGUCGAUAAAAGACAAGUCUGGUCAACUGGACAAAGAUGCACCAGAGGGUCCAUCUCUAAAAGUUGCUGGACCUGAGGGAGAGAUAACAGCAGGAUAUCUAUUGAAGAAAAGUGGGAAAGCUAAUGGGUGGAGCAAGCGAUGGUUUGUUUUAAACGAGAAAACUGGCAAGCUCGGUUACACAAAAAAACAAGAGGAAAGGAACUUCCGCGGUGUCAUAAGUUUAGAGGAAUGCAAUCUUGAGGAAUUGUCUGAUGAUGAAGGAGAAAAAAAGAGUUCAAAGGAUAAAAAAGAAAAAGGACAUGAUUCAAGCAAAGGGCCUGGUCUUGUUUUCAAAAUAUCGAGCAGAGUUCCGUACAAAACAGUAUUGAAAUCUCAUGCCACUAUUGUGCUGAAGGCAGAGAACCUUACGGAGAAGGCUGAAUGGUUGAGUAAGUUGAGAAAUGUUAUUCAAGCUCGAGGUGGACAAGUAAAGGGUGAAUCUGGUUCUACCAUGAGGCAAAGUUUUUCUGAUGGUUCACUUGACACAAUCACGAGGAAACCCAUUGAUCCAGAAGAAGAGCUACGGUGGAUGUCCCAAGAAGUGCGUGGCUAUGUUGAAGCUGUUCUUAACAGCCUUGCAGCAAACGUCCCAAAGGCCGUCGUAUUUUGCCAAGUCGAAAAGGCCAAGGAAGAUAUGCUCAAUCAGUUGUACAGUUCUAUUAGUGCAUUGAGCAACGAAAGGAUUGAGACAUUGAUCCAGGAGGACCAGAACGUGAAGCGAAGGAGAGAGCGAUACCAGAAGCAGUCUUCCCUUCUUUCGAAACUCACACGGCAACUUAGCAUUCACGACAACCGAGCUUCAGCUGCCACAAGUUGGUCAGAAAACAAUGUUGGAACAGAGAGUAGCCCGAGAACUAGGGGGGCCUUAUCAGGCGUCGGGGAAGAUUGGCGGAACGCUUUCAACGCGGCUGCUAAUGGCAUCGCAGGCAACUCUGGAGACUCGUCAACAUACGGAUCCAAUGGUCACAGUCGUCGUUACAGCGACCGGGCUCAGAAUGCUGACGUUGGCUCCGGUUCCAACUCGGCCCGUCGCCCUACGCCUAACCGGUUACCUCCAGCUCCGCCACCAUCAGGUCCAGCAUACAGAUACUAGAGAUCCUUCUCCUGCAUUGGUAAACUUCUCCAUUUUAUUCAUUCUUGGUCACGCACUGUGUAGUUUAUAUUUAUGAUCCAAUUUUUCCUUUUGUUUUUGUUUUCUUGCUCCCAGGGUACGAAUAAUUUGUUCGAUUUUUCAAUACAAUGGGGUUUUAUUAUUUUUUUUAAGGCGUGUUUGAAAGUAUCGAAGAUACAUUUGCUUUAGAAUGCUUAGAUGAUUUCCUGCC